AUGUCGUAUAUGCUGCCUCAUUUGAGUAAUGGCUGGCAAGUAGAUCAGGCAAUAUUAGCUGAGGAGGAUCGUGUCGUGCUUAUUCGAUUCGGUCAUGACUGGGAUCCAAGUUGUAUGCGAAUGGAUGAGACUUUGUAUAAAAUUGCGAACAAGGUGAAAAAUUUUGCUGUAAUAUAUUUGGUUGAUACGACAGAGGUGCCUGAUUUUAAUAAAAUGUAUGAAUUGUACGACCCGUGCACUGUGAUGUUUUUUUUUCGCAACAAACACAUUAUGGUUGAUUUAGGUACUGGUAAUAACAACAAAAUCAACUGGCCUAUCACUGAUGGACAAGAAUUGAUUGAUAUUUUGGAAACAGUAUACAGAGGUGCUCGUAAAGGUCGUGGUCUAGUCGUGUCUCCAAAAGAUUAUUCAACCAAAUAUAAAUAUUAA
Acanthocheilonema viteae is the source of this 429-nucleotide messenger RNA. NCBI's taxonomy places the organism in Eukaryota, Metazoa, Nematoda, Chromadorea, Rhabditida, Onchocercidae. The record is from the annotation of a GenBank genome assembly.